This is a messenger RNA of Hydra vulgaris (swiftwater hydra), 3369 nucleotides long. NCBI's taxonomy places the organism in Eukaryota, Metazoa, Cnidaria, Hydrozoa, Anthoathecata, Hydridae. The record is from RefSeq and is a predicted model, not a curated record.
ACACCAAUCCUCCCUUUCUGUUUUCUUUUUAACCAUGGAGAUGUCGUGUGCAUGAAGAUUAACUAUCGCUGUUCGAAGAAAAAUAGAAGAUUGAAAAAAAUGCAGUUUUAAAACUUAUUUUUUUCUGUCUAGCAAGAUGUUUCAUGUAAAAUUUUGUGCCAAAAAAAGACUUCAUUUAUUUUUAUUUUUUCAAGUCAUUCAGAUUUUAUUGUCAACUUGGAAUUUUCCAUUUAUAAACUUUCCUGAAAAUUCUGUUUUAAAUCCAGGCGCAUACUUAUGCAAGAAAAUAGAAGAAAAUAUGGAAUGUUGCGAUGUCAGUGCAAGCUGUCUAAAAGUAAAAUCAUGCUGCAUCGAUAAGCUAUGGAGUAAAGAACUAAAUUUAAACCUGACUGGUUACUUUGAUUUUCUUAUUAAUGCAUCAAAAUCAUAUAAAGAACUAUACUGUAAAAGUGUUGUGCCCGUUUCAAAUUUGUCUGGUCAUACAAGCGAGCACGUAUGGAUGGUAGUUACUUGCACAGAAUCAGCUGAUGAAGAAAAUACAAGACAAUGUUUAAGCCAAACAAAUAAGUUUCAUCUUCCGGUUUUUGGAUCAGACUUUUAUUUAUAUCGUAAUCCAUUUUGCGCAAAAUGUAAUGGUGUUAAUAUAUUUAAACCUGUUAAUGUAAGCAUAAUGUGCAAGCGCAAGUCAAAAAGCAAUGUUUUGAAAGAACAUUUAUUAGAGAAGUAUGAAAAUUGUGAUAUUAGCAUUACAGAAAAUGAUUUCGACAUAAAAAGACAUAUAAUGCGUUGUGACCCACCAGAUAAUGCUUUUACUAAAAGUUGCCAUGUAAAAAAUAAAAGCUAUAAUCUUUGCCGUCCGUAUUCUGGUAGAUUUGACAAAUCGUACAAUUUUCGCUGUUAUAAAUCCGAAAUGAAUAACAAUAUUUUAAAAAAGAUUCCCAAAAAUUGCGAAAUAAAGUCCGUGACCACUCAUUCAACACGAGGGUUUUUUCCAUGGUCAAUAACUAUACAAUUUAAUUUAAAAUCAUUUCUAACUAUAAGAUAUAAUAAUGUUUUAGAAGAAAAUUCUUUACAAUUGUGUAAUGAAGAUGAAAUAUAUAAUAUACUAUCGGAAAAAUGUAUAAAAUUUUCUGGUUCUAAUAAUUACCGUAACGAGAUAAAUUGCUUAAAAGAAAGCGAAGCGCAAAAUCCAAGUUUAACAAAUUGUUUAUUGGUGAUAAAACUGCAGGUCUUCAUUUAUUUACAAACAAUCUCCAACUUUAGCAAAAUCAUGUUUUCAUUAAAACAUUUACCAGAUUUUAAAGACGAUUUUUACAACCUUUUUAGUAACCAAGAUUUUAGCGCGCCAAAUUUACUUCAACCGACUUCUUCUUUAACUACUUUUCAAAAAGCCAAUCAUCAAGUGAAUCAGCCCACAAUAUGGAUUUUAGAGAUUUAUAACAUUUAUGGCUUAAAAAGCAGAUACAUUGCCAAUAAACAUAGUUUUAAGCAAGUUUAUGAUGUUAAUAUGUCGAGUAGUAUUAAUGUGUCGCGUGGAAUAAACGUAGCUGAAAACUUAAAAGAAAAUAAAGUAUGCGCAGAAUAUGAGGUUUAUGAAUCAUCAGAUUUAAAACUUACUUCAUGUUGCAAUAAAACACAAAUUAAAUACAAAAACUUUGAAAUUGCAACCUGGUAUAAACUCAAUGAAGUCAAUAGAAAUCAAUUAAGUAUAGUUAACCGACGUGUCAGUAUUUGCAAGAGUUUUUACAGCUCGAUUACUGUUUGCACAAAAACUAUAAUAAAUAAAUUUAAAAUUGACGAAAAUAUGUCCGUAAUAUACUACAAUAACACUUUAAACAAAGAAUUCAAGUUGGACUUUUUUCAAUAUCAGAUCACACCAAACGGAUUUAGAGAAUGCAACCAAAUUUUACAAGUGAAAGCGGCAGAAAAAAAAUGGAUCAACAAUAUAAAAAUGAUUGAAAAGUAUAUUUAUCUCAUUGGGACACCAACUAGUAUUGUUUGUUAUAUGUUUAUCAUGGGAACGUAUUUUUUGUUUAAAGAAUUAAAGACUGUCGCUGGAUUAAACAUUUGCGCUAUGUGUUUUUUUCUGUGGCUUUCUGACAGCAUAUAUUGCAUCACUGCUUCGUUUAGUUUUCAAUUUUUAGCUUGCAAGUUCAUGGGAAUUUUUCUUCAUUGGACGCUAUUGAUUUCUUACUUUUGGAUUGUUUUGAUUGCAAUCGAUCUUAUGUUGAGAGUUUCUAAAACAAAUUAUGUACCUAAAAAGACUUUUUUUUUCAGGAGCUGCGCUGUUUCAAUACUACUUCCUUCUAUUUUAGUUGGUAUUUCAUUCACUUUAAAUGAAUUUAAUUUACCAUUUCAUGUCGGCUACGGUGAUCACGGUAUAUGUUGGAUUGUAGGAAAUUACGCCCGCUUAAUCUUUUAUGUGAUACCUAUAGGUGUUUUCUUUGGAAUAGUUAUUCUGCUUCUAAUUUAUGUUUUACUAGUUGUGAAAAGGUCGCAAAAAAUGAUGUAUGGUUGCGUUUCAAAAAAUAUGAGUUUGUCAAAAGUUGUUAUUAAAUUAGUGCUUAUUCUUGGUCUUCCGGAAGCAAUUGGUUUUUUUCAACACACUGAAGAUAAAGAUCUAAGUGAUGCAAUGAAUCGUACAGUAUUGUUUUUGUACACAUUUUUCCGAAGUUUUAGGGGCGCCAUACUUCUUGCUGUUUACGUGUCAAACACAAAAACAAUUAAUAUAUUUAAAAAAGCAUUGAAGAAAAAUUUGUCUACUAUAAAGGCCAGAAAUAUAUUUUAUAGGUUUCACGAGACUAAAAAAAGAAAAAGUUUGUUUACUACUGUUCAAAACACAAACGGAGAAAUUGUAAUCGAUCAAGUAAAAAUUUAAAUCAGAAAAGAGAAAACAACCCAGCAACUAUAGUAACCGACAACGACAAAUUUCGAAAAUGGGAACAUUGCGAAUUCGUUUUUUAUCAAAGUUACCUUUAUUAUAAUUAUUCUUUAUUUAUUUACGUUUAUAAUACUAAAAAUCAAAACAAUUGAAGCCAUUUGUUAUCUUAAAAAUCGUUUUCAGGUGGUCACGUAUUUUAAAUCAAACAUAUAAUAGUUAUUUGUUUGAGUAUUAUAAUUAUGUUAUAAUUAUAUGAUAAAAUUAUAAUUUUAUCAUAUUUGUAAUUGUAAACGUCUAAUUUUACAUGUUUGUUAAAAAAUUAUUUUUAUUUUAAAUAUUGCAGAACAUAGUUAUAGCACUUUGAUUGGUCAAAUUUGUUUACGAAUUGAUAUAAUUCAUCUUAACAAAAAGGAUUUUAUUUACCCAACAACGCCUAACAACUACCUAACAAACGCCUAACAACUGCCUAACAAUACCCUUUAGAUAAU